This is a messenger RNA of Apis laboriosa (Himalayan honeybee), 2658 nucleotides long. RefSeq names its product CD151 antigen-like. NCBI's taxonomy places the organism in Eukaryota, Metazoa, Arthropoda, Insecta, Hymenoptera, Apidae. Bases 508 to 1302 code for a protein of 264 amino acids. Gene Ontology annotation, cellular component: membrane. The record is from RefSeq and is a predicted model, not a curated record. The transcript is spliced from 7 exons.
AGACGUCAGCGCCAUUCAAACAACAUUUCUCUCCGCCCAUAGAAAAGUUUCUGUCCGCGAGAGUGGCGUGCUUAACGCUCAAUCCUCGCGGUGUUGCACACGGUUCGCAUUAGUGGGUCGUGGCUUAUCGCGCUAAAUGCCGCGCUCGUAAAUCUGAUCGCGUUUACACGCCCAGAACUUGCGCUGUUUACGCCACUCGACGCCUUUCGCGGUCACGAAAUCGGCGUUAAGGGUUGCGUGUCGUCCAACGAUUGCUGUGCAUUCACAAGACGAAUUUCUUCCUUUCUUUGGGGUUGUCUCGGGAGAAAGAACUAAUUGGACACGUGGCCGAGCAGUAACGAGGGGAAACUUUCGAAAAUUCUAAAGUGGACAUGCGUAUCAAAGAUCGGGCUGAGGCUGCACACCGAUGACGCACGAAUCGGUGACGAGGUGACGAGUACGACGACGACGACGACGACGACGAGCACCACGGAGCCACACGAGUCGGAGGGAACGAAUCGAGGAAUCAUGGCUAAAAGCGCGGAGAGGUUGCCCGGCACCUCGACCAGGUUAAGAACCAGAGACGACGGCUGCUGCUCGGUCAAUUUCCUGAAAUACGUUCUGCACAUUUACAACGUGGUGUUAUUCUUGUCUGGAUUGGUGGUGGGCGGGAUCGGUAUCUGGACGGUGAUUUCGAAGCACAGCUACGUGUCCCUGAUGACGACCUCCACGUAUCCGACGCUAGCCUACGCUUUGAUCAUCGCAGGUGUCCUGGCUGUGGUCGGUAGCUGGCUCGGAUGCGGCGGUGUAACUUCUGAAAAUAGAUGCGUACUUCUCAUAUACGUGUUCGUGGUGAUGCUGGUGUUCGUGCUGGAGGCGGGUGUCGGUGCCUUGGCGCGUCUCUACGAGGAACAAGUCAGUCCUGAAUUGAAGAUGAACCUUAAUCGCACCUUCCUCGAGAACUACGCCGUGAGGCGCAGGGAAACUUCGGCGAUCGACCAGAUGCAGAUAGAGUUCAAAUGCUGCGGUGCCCUGAGAUUCGAGGACUGGAUGGUGAGCGAGUGGCACAAGGACGAGAAUGUCCUCAAGAAUGGGAGCCUCGUGCCGGAUAGCUGUUGCAAAACACCGACCUUCCUCUGCGGAAGGAGGGAUCAUCCGUCUAACAUCCAUUACACGGGUUGUAUCUACAAGUUUCUCGAGACGACGAAGGAUCACCUGAUCAUCCUCGGGGCUGUUGGCCUGGGAUUGUCGGUCCUCGAGCUGUUCGGCAUCGUGCUCGGCUCGUGCCUCUACAUAAAGCUCAGGCACGACUUCGACGACUGAGAACUGGUGCAAACACAGGAGAGCAACAAUAACGGCCGUUCCUGGUGCAGAUACAUGCAGAACGGCGCUGGAGUCGUUUGAUCGUUGGGACGGAAGGAAAGAGAAGAGGGAGGGGAGCGGCCGUCGGGAAGGGGAGAGAGGAGGGAGGAAUCCUUCUUCGCCGUUCAACAUUUCCUACUUUUUUUCUUUUUCACGUUGAAUUUCCCUCCGAGUUCCAGAGGGACUCGUGGAAUUUCUAUUCGAUUCUAUCCCUCUCCCGGAGGACGACUGCAAAGAAAAAGAGAGGGAGAGGGGAGAGUAGAAAGAGAAAAAUGGAGGGAAAACGGUGUGCGAGGGGAAACGUUCACGAGUCGUCAUCGUGACAUAUGAUACUCCUUAGCCACAGGAAUCUUUAAAGUCGGACUCCUUUUCUCUCUCUUCUUUCUUUCUUUUUUUUUUUUCGCGUACAGUAUAGCGCGAGAUUCGAGACAAAAAAGUGAAUGCAGAUCGCAGGACAAAUUAUUCGAUGUAACCAAACGAAAUUUGGUUGGAAGAGAAGACGAGUCCAUCAAUUUCUCCUCCUUUAUCUGGAUGAUGAAUCUCGAUUAAUUCUCGACUACUGCCCGGAAUAACUAUCCUCCUCCCCUUUUAUUACCCAUGACAAUUUUAUAGAGAAUAUUUUAACGAAACAUUUCCACCUUUCGAACUUGUUAUUAUUCGUAUUUUCGUAAAGAGAUCGCGCUCUAAUCCAAAGUUUUUGUACGCCGUUUCUGUUUUCUCGUGGGGAGGGAACAGAGAGGCAUUCCUGUUUUUAUACACGGAACGACAUCGAUCACGAUGCCAGCGUUUAUAUUCGCGGCUAGUGAUCUCUUCGAUUACGAAUCGAACGUUCUUCCGCUCGUACAAAUCACGCUGUCUCGUCGAAUACUGCCGUAACAAAUUCGCACAAAUGUUUCUAAAAGUAUAUAUACACAGAUUACACGAUUACGAGGAGCGAGUUUAGCGUUCUUUAGCUAGUAAAAAAAAAAAAGUCACGACGACGUGUUCCAAUGGUCGCGAUCGAAACACGGCGCUGUUCUUUGGGGCCAAACGAUCCCCAUUUGUCGAUCAAACGGACCAUUUUAUCGUCCUGCUUUUUAAUCGAAUAUAAAAACAAAAAAAAUAAAUAAAAAGUAAAAAAAAAUAUCCGAGAAAAGAAAGAUCCGAUUGUUCGAGCGAAACGAUCGUCCUUCUAUUCCGUUAAAGUCGAUCACCACUCACGUCCUCUAGUUUUUUUAUUCUCGUAAAAAGAGAAUUUUUAUUCGAUCAACUGAAACGAACUUAACGGAUUUAACGUUUAUCGAAAAGGUCGAGGAUGUAUAUCGAUGUUUUUUUAAA